Molecule: messenger RNA, 4009 nt
Organism: Portunus trituberculatus (swimming crab)
Lineage: Eukaryota; Metazoa; Arthropoda; Malacostraca; Decapoda; Portunidae
Product: translation initiation factor IF-2-like
Exons: 6
Coding region: 148-1455 (435 amino acids)
Source: RefSeq, a predicted model, not a curated record
AAAAAAUAUUAGAACCGUACUAAAAUCGAGACGUCCCAUCGUUCCUUUUCAGCCACGCGGGGAAGCUUACAGGACGCGGGAUCAUUCGCUCAACAUUCUUCACCGCAUUAACCACAGAUUUUCAAGCUGACUCCCUUACCAGCCAUCAUGAAGUCUCCGGGGCAGGAAGCCGGAGGCAACAUAAAGGCAAAGAAGGCCCCAAAGACCCCGAAAACCCCAAAGACUCCGAAAACCCCAAAAACUCCAAAGACCCCGAAAGCCCCAAAGGACGGCAUCGCCAAGAUGAACGACACAAACAACGUCAAUAACGACGGCCAACAGCGAGGGGGGAUGCGAGGCCGGGGGAGCCCACCGGGAAGGGGUAGGGGCGGACGGGGUGGCUUCCAGGGUGACCAGGGAGGCUUCCAAGGUGACCAAGGAGGUUUCCAAGGUGACCAGGGGGGUUAUCAAGGGGGGGCUGGCUUCCAAGGUGACCAGGGAGGUUUCCGAGGUGGAAGGGGUGGCCGUGGGGGGAGAGGGGGCAGGGGUGGACCGAGGGGUGGUUUCCGGGGCGGGUUUGGCCAAGGGGAAGGUAACCAACUGGGGGAUGGUAACCAGGGGAAUUUCCAUAGGAGCGAAGGCUUUCAGAGGGGCUUCCGGGGCGGUUUCCGGGGUGCGAUUCGGGGUUUCCGGGGCAAUCGUGGUGGUUUCCGGGGCAACAUGGGCGGUUUCCAGGGCAGAGGUAGAGGAGGCGGCGGCAGAGGUGGAAGAGGCGGCGGAGGAUUUUCCCAAUACCAGUCCCAGACGAAACCCAAUCGCAGGGAGUGUGACCCCACCUCUCUCUUCCUGACCUUUGAAAACUUCAUGUCAAGAAAUGAUGUGGAACAAAUUUUCAAAGCAAUGCCAGAGGGUGCUGACUUUGAGAUGGGCAAAAACAUGCGCAUCACCUUAGCAUCGGAGAAAGAUGCGAAUGAAGCAAGGCCCAAGAUUGCUGCUCUGAAGCUUAAGGUGCGCUCUGUGGAUAAUGCCUUUAUGAGGGGAAGCUUCAUUGAGGGUUUUAAAAGAAGUGCACCAGAGGAAGAAGGAGAAGAAGCUGCUGUCACCAACAAGAAGGUGAAGACUGAAGAUGGCACAGCUAAGAAGACAGAAGCUAAGAAGACGGAAGCUAAGGAACAGAAGGUGAAGGAAGAAAAGGAAGAAGAGGAGGAGGAGGAGGAAGAGGAAGAGGAGGAAGGUGAUGAAGAAGGGGAUGAGGAGGAAGAGGGAGAUGAGGAGGAAGAUGAAGAUGAGGAUGGGGAGGAGGGAGAUGGAGAUGAGGAUGGGGAGGAGGGAGAUGAAGAUGGAGAGGAAGGAGAAGAGGGAGAUGAAGAUGAGGAGAUGGAGGAGGAUGGCGAAGGCGGUGAUGACGACGACGAUGAUGAAGAAGGUGAUGAUGAUGAUGAUGAUGAUGAGGAAGAGGAGGAGGAGGAUGAGUAAAAUUGAAGUGUACAAGUGUGUGUGUGUGUGUGUAUGUAUAUGUAUGUAAGUAUGUGUGUGUGUGUGUGUGUUUAGCUAUAGUGUAUGUUGGUAGCUUGUUUCAAAGUUGUUUAUAGAACUUUAUCACGGUUUGAACUCUAUUUUUUACAGACAUACGUACCUUCUUAAGUGUGUAUGUGUGCGUGUGUGUGUGUAUGUGUGUAUGACUCGUGUGUAACUUUAAAAAAAAACCUACAAUUCGUAUUUUUAGUUUGUGAGUAAACAAGGAAAUAAUUUAUGUGUUUCUCUGGACAUUAAUAAUCAAGGCUAAGGUUAGGUUAGGUUAGAUGUGUAUCAAAGGCUCGUAUUCCGAAACAACUAUUUUCAAAGACCACAAGUGACUAGGCAUCAAUACAGUUUUUCCUACUAACACGGGAGAUAUUCUGUCAUUAGAACUGUACAGACCCUUAGAAGCCUGUGUCACUUAUGCCUGUAAUCAAAAACACCUCUCACUACAACAAUUUUCCAAGGCCAGAGACAACUAACUGGGUUUACAAGACAGUUUCUCCUUACAAUAAAUUAGAAAUCUUGCUAAUCUAUCACCAGAACUAGAAAUGCUCUAAAAAAAAUGUAUCUUCAACUGGAGCCUUUGGAAAGCAGUGAUGGUGAGGGCAGAGUUUUAAGAAUACAGGGCUUAAACUGCACCCUUUUUGAGUGUAUUAGUGGAGAUAGUUGUUUCUGAAUGUUGACUGGAAGGAAAGGUUCAGUGGGUGAUAGGAAUGGGCUUCAAUAUUUUGCCUGAAGUUCUCAAAGAUUUGUCAGUAUUUCUUAAGCUUGUAAGUUAAAGUGCCAUUGAAGGUUGUUGGUAAAAUGUAGAGGCAAGGAAAGGGGUUAGAUUUACAUGUUGAUUGAAGGGAAGGUGAAGUGUCUAGAAUUGCAAGGCCAAGUGAAGGAAAAGGUGACUGGAAAACUGUAUGGAUGUAUAAAUUCACUGAACAGUUAUGAUGAAAAAAAAAGUUACUUAAAAGACUGGAUAGAAAGUUUAAGUAAAAGUGGGUAUUGUUGAAGCUACAGUAAGGAAAUAUUUAAAAGUACAAAAACAAUAGAGCUUCAUUAAUAAGUUGAGUUGAAAGCCAAGAACCUGCAAAAAAGGGAAAUGAGAAGCUAGAUUUAAGGUAGACGGGAAAGAAACUAUAGAUGUGAUAGUAAAAAAAGUAAAUAAAUAAAUAAAAUACAAGUGAAAUGAAAAGCUGGAUUUAAGAAAUUCUAUUGAUGUAACGGAAAAAAAAAAAAAUAUUUACAAAAAAAAAAAGUGAAAGUAAAAAGUGUGUUUCAAAAAUACAAUACUGGGAAUGAAUGAAUGAAUGAGACAAUAUUCCAGUGAGUUGACGUGCCAAUGAGUGAACGAAAGACAGUUGCCUCGCCUCGCCUUGCCUUGCUAGAGACAGUUCGGUGUACAAGUUAGUUUAAUUGGUAUUGUUUUUGUCUUGAAUCUGUGUGUGAGUGAAGGAAGGAGCUGUGAAAACAUAGAGAUAGCUUUAGUAUUAUUUUUGGGCAUGUCUCUUAGAUCUUAGUGAGUGAGUGAGAGAGAUUGAGCAAAUGUGUGUGUGUGUGUGUAUGUGAGUGGAUUUUUUCAUCAUAUUCAUCAUUAUUAUUUUUGUCUUUUUGUUUUUCCUCUAACUUCUCUCCAUGUUUUAUCUCAUCUAGUUCUGUUUCUCAUUUGUCCUUAAGUUUUUGCUAUUCUCUUUAUUUUAACAUUAACCCUUUUUUUUAUCAUCUUUCUCUCUUCAAAUUAUCUUUAAACACAUUAUUUCACCCUAUUUCUUUCUCUUUCUCAGCUAUUUAUCAAGUACUUAAUUUUCUCUUCCUUCUUCAUCCAUCCCUUUAUUUUCUCUCUCCUUCCUUUUCUACCUCUCAUUUUCCUCUCUUCCUCAAAUCUUUAAACUUAUUAUUUCAUCUUAUUUCCCUCUCUCUUUCUCUCUCAAUGAUCAAAUUUUUCUCUCCAUCCAGUUCUCUUUCUCUCCUUUCUCAUCAUCUCUCUCUCUUCUCCAAAUCAUUAAACUUGUUAUUUUUAUCUUAUUUCUCUCUUUUCUCUUUUCAUCUAUCAAUAUUUUCCCAUUUAGUUUUCUCCUUUUUCUUCCUCUCCCUCUAUCUCUCUCUUCCUCUCUCCUUCAAAUCUUUUAAACUCAUUUUAUCAUUUCCCGCUUUUAACCAUCAACAUUCCCCCUCCAUCAUCUGCUUCUCUUUCAAUCACACACUUGUCUCUCCAUCUUCAUUGACUCCUCCUUUUUUCCUCUUCAUAUCCAAAAAACAAACAGUGGAAUAGCAAAACCAGACUUGUAAAUUUUGCAAACUUGUCUGUACACGUGUUUUGCUCAGAGGUCAACCAUGCGGGACACAAAAGCUGGUGUGUUCUGGUGCCUCUCUGUGUGUUCAGGUGUGUACUGGCAGAGGCACACCAGGUUAAAGUUAGCACCUACACCACUAACACCACAACCACCACCAGUACCAGUGCUGUCCAUAAUGAAGUGGUGGUGAUGGUGAACUGCUAAUAAUAAUGGUGUUUUUGUGGAAA